AUGCCCGAACCGGUGACCCACGUGAUUUUUGAUUUCGACGGACUCCUCGUCGACACGGAAACCGCCUACACUAAAGCGAACUCGGAAUUGUUGAAGAAGUAUGGAAAAGAGUUUACGAUGGAUUUGAAGAGAAGACAAAUGGGCAAACGUCACGACGAGUCGAUCCGUUGGCUGCUCAACGAACUCGAUCUGAACGACGUCGUCACUCCAGAAGACUAUUCCCAUCAGUACGAUGCGAUUCUCAUCGAAAUGUUCAAGAAGAGUCCAGCGAUGCCUGGCGCCGAGCGACUCGUCCGUCAUCUCAUUCAGAAGGGGAUUCCCGUCGCCUUGUGUACCGGAUCGUGUUCUAGAACAUUCCCAACGAAAUUGGAUAAUCACAGAGACUGGAUCGAGUUGAUCAAACUACAAGUGCUCUCCGGUGACGAUCCGGAAGUCAAAUUCGGCAAACCCCAUCCGGAUCCAUUCCUUGUGACGAUGAGAAGAUUCCCGAAGAUUCCAGAGCAUGCUGGAAGAGUUUUGGUCUUCGAAGACUCGUACAACGGCGUUUUGUCUGCUUUGGAAGCCGGAAUGCAAUGUGUCAUGGUUCCGGAACGCACGAUUUACGACCCGGAGACGGAUACGGAGUUUAAGAGUCGUGUCACUCUUGUGUUGGAUAGUUUGGAGCAUUUCAAACCGGAGGAUUUCGGAUUGCCCGCUUAUGAUUAA
Messenger RNA from Caenorhabditis remanei, 705 nucleotides. RefSeq lists its product as uncharacterized. NCBI's taxonomy places the organism in Eukaryota, Metazoa, Nematoda, Chromadorea, Rhabditida, Rhabditidae. The transcript is spliced from 2 exons. The coding region runs from base 1 to 705 and encodes 234 amino acids. Gene Ontology annotation, molecular function: phosphatase activity. The record is from RefSeq and is a predicted model, not a curated record.